AUGGCGGACCUCAAGCGAUGCGCAGAGCUGCCAAACGAGUUGAAGCUAAUGAUCUGGAAGUACAUGGUUCCACCGCGUAUAGUCGAGGUUGCGGAACCAUUUGACCCAGACACACUACCCGAAGACCUUAGGAAAUCCUGGGUGCUCAAUCGCAAGUAUCCCACAAUGGCUCAUGUCUGUCAAGAAACCCGCAAAAUAGCUUUGGCCAAGGUCAAUUCCGCAGGAAUUCCCGUCGAAUCGGAUAAUCUUGACCCUCGGUGGUGCUGGAAAAGCACCGAGAUAAUCCACUUCAACAACCCCAAGGAUUUCCCAGAAGAAAGCAACCAAGCGACACAAGAAUAUCAAGAGCGCCUAAUCAACUUGGAGAUGGCUCCCUCCCUGGGAUUGACGGUAUCUUUUAGUGCAGAUGUGCUCCAUCCUUUUCUCCCGUUCCGUCAGCCAUCGGUCCCGCGAAUGCUCAUAUGGGAUGAGUUUAUGUCGCUGAAUUCAUGCAUCGUUUCACUUUGCACCAUCCCGAUUCGGGCUACCAAUGAGCAAUCCCGUACGCGGGGCCUCUUUGGCGGGGGCGAAGAGCCAGCGAUGCUGGUCAAUCCUUUUGACGAUUCAUUGAUCGAAAGGUAUAAAGCCCUCUGGAUGGACACGAACCCCACCGAGGACACAGACCGGGCUGGAAUAUCUUUCUUUGAAUCGGUUGGCACCACACUAUUCGCCUCCCGUACUGAGAGAUGGCUCUCGGAUAUCGCCAUCAAAUGCCUGGAGUAUAGAUAUAUCGAACAUAAUUUCACGGUCGUACCCCCUGGACUGUGUGAUAUGAUCAGAGCACUCACCCUCCAUCCAGACUUCAGGCACUUCCCCGAGGCUCAACCGUUUCUCCAAGGGUUCCCGCAGCUAGGGCAGAGUCGAUGGGAAUUGAUAAAGUACCUUGAUCUCAACCACGAGGAGCUUGGUCCCAUCUUCGCUUUCUACAAUAUGACAAUGUCAAUCUGUCUGAGCGAUUCCCCCAUGAUCGGUGGUAAAGGCCGCGGCGGCGGUGGUGCUGGCCGUACGCGCUCUAUGUGGCAAGAUUUGACCAGAGAGAACGAGAAGUUUGAACGCUAUUACAAUGAACUUGAUAUUCUUCCGGAGGAGGAACGGGAGCUCUUCUGGGCAACAAUGCGCAGAGAUCUCCCCAACAGUUUCCGCUUUACUGGGUCUCGAGGACAUGCGCUGGCUGUUCAGCAGCGCCUCAAGGACCACCACAUUCCCGAAAUCACAUCUAUCAAGUACGAGGACGAAUUCGUCGAGCCGCCGCGCCCUGUCACCUGGUACCCUGAUCAGCUCGCUUGGUCUAUGACCACCCCUAAAAAUGUCAUCCGUCGAUUUGCGCCCUUUGCCUCGUUCCAGAAAUUCCUUGUUGCAGAGACCGACGUUGGAAACAUUAGUCGCCAGGAGGUUGUCAGCAUGAUUCCUCCUCUCCUCAUUGAUGCCCGGCCUGGAAUGACUGUGUUGGAUAUGUGCGCCGCACCGGGCAGCAAGUCUGCGCAGCUCAUGGAAUUGCUCCACGCAGGCGAAGAAGACGCUAUUGCGCAGGUCACGGAACAAAUCAAGAACGGUCCUGUUGGACCCGAGCCCCUCGGCCCUGAAGGAUUGAAUGACGACGGCCGAAGCACUGGCCUCCUGAUUGCCAACGACAGCGAUUACAAGCGUGCCCACAUGCUUAUCCACCAGAUGAAGCGCCUCAGCUCGCCUAAUUUGAUUGUCACCAAUCACGAUGCCACAAUGUUCCCCUCCAUCAGACUACCUCCUCUGCCUACUACAGAUGGCAGCAAGCCCCAGAACAGAUACUUGAAGUUUGACCGCAUUCUUGCAGACGUCCCUUGCUCAGGCGAUGGUACCGCACGGAAGAACGUUGGUGUCUGGAAAGACUGGACCCCUGGCAAUGCUAUCGGACUUUACAGCACGCAGGCACGCAUUCUGGUCCGCGCCUUGCAGAUGCUCAAGGUUGGCGGACGCGUUGUCUACUCAACCUGCAGUCUCAACCCCGUGGAGAACGAGGCUGUCAUUGCCUCUGCCAUUGAGCGUUGCGGUGGUGCCGCCAAUGUCAAGAUCAUCGACUGCAGCCAGGAGUUGCCCGGCCUCAAGAGAUCCCCUGGCUUAAAGAGCUGGAAGGUCAUGGACCGCGAAGGCCGCUUAUGGAACAACUGGCAGGAAAUUGAGCAGCACCGAGACCAAGAAGGCAUCAACGGCCUUGCCAGACUUGCAGAGGGCAUGUUUGCUCCGACUGGCGAGUGUGCCGAACUGCCACUUGAGCGAUGCAUGCGUGUUUACCCCCACCAGCAGGAUACUGGUGGUUUCUUCAUCACUGUGCUUGAGAAGACCUCCGAGAUCAAGGCCAAGCCGGAGAGCAGCAACGUGAUUCCCAAGGCUUCUGUUGCAGCCCUUGCCGCGGAGCUUGAUGCUAAGAAAGAUGGCGCAGAGGGGCCCCUUCUGGAGAAGCUUGACACUCUGGAUGAGCUUGUCACCCCCGACGAGGAGGCUCAGACGGAGAUGGCAAAGAACGCCACUGUCGCCGAGGCCUCUCACUCACUCCCUUAUUCUGCUACGCUCGAUGCCUCGACACCUGCCAAGCGAGAUGCGGAUGACCUCGAAGAAGAGCUUCCUGCCAAACGGACCAAGCUCGACGAUGGUAGCGAGGUCCUUAUCGGUGACCGACCUGUGCACGUCCCAGCACCUGCCGUAGGAACUGGCCUCGAUACACCUGGCGACAGCACACCUGCUACGUCCUCGGCUCCUACACAGUUCAAGAAGAGGGGCCCUCGUCAAGAGGAGCCCUUCAAGUACCUUGAUCCCAACCACGAGGAGCUUGGUCCCAUCUUCGCUUUCUACAAUCUGUCCGAGCGAUUCCCCCGUGAUCGCUUCAUGGUUCGCAAUGCGGAAGGUCUGCCCACCCGCACCGUUUACUACACCAGUGCGCUAGCACGCGACAUCCUUGUUUGCAACGAAGGCCAAGGAAUGAAGUUCGUCCACUGCGGUGUGAAGAUGUUCGUCAAGCAGGACGCACAACGCGAGAACAUCUGCAGAUGGCGUAUUCAAACCGACGGCCUGAAGAUUGCCGAGCCGUGGCUGGGCCCCGAGCGGUCCGUCAUCCUGACCAAGCGGGAGACCCUUCGCCGUCUUCUUGUGGAGAUGUUCCCUAAGGUCAACGACGAUGGCUGGAAGGCUCUUGGCGAGAUCGGCGAGCGUGUCAAGGACAUCCCCAUGGGCUGCAGUAUCCUCCGCGUUGAAGCACUCGGUGGAGAGGAUGGUCUCAACGAGCGGAUGGUUCUACCGCUCUGGCGAUCCCUCCAUUCCCUCAACCUCAUGCUCCCCAAGGAAGAGCGCCGCGCCAUGCUGCUACGUAUCUUCAACGAUUCCACACCCCUCAUCAACACCACACAGAAGCAGGGCGACUUGGCCGAGCCGACUGCUGAUGCCGAGGACGUCGCAAUGAAGGAGGAGAACGCCGAGCUUGGACAGGUAGCGCAGGAGGUCGUGGACGAUCGUGAGACUUACACCAAGGAUGGCGAUGAAGAGGACCGAUUCAACACCACCGUUUAG
Penicillium bovifimosum is the source of this 3576-nucleotide messenger RNA. Its product is annotated as tRNA (cytosine-C5-)-methyltransferase. Gene Ontology annotation, cellular component: cytoplasm; nucleus. Gene Ontology annotation, biological process: tRNA methylation. The transcript has 5 exons. Lineage: Eukaryota; Fungi; Ascomycota; Eurotiomycetes; Eurotiales; Aspergillaceae. Gene Ontology annotation, molecular function: tRNA binding; tRNA (cytidine-N5)-methyltransferase activity. The record is from RefSeq and is a predicted model, not a curated record. The coding region runs from base 1 to 3576 and encodes 1191 amino acids.